UGUAGAAAUAGAAUCAUCCAUUCGCCCAAAUUGACUGAAUUUCAGAUAGUGUUUUCACACAUUUUGUUUUUUAUUUUAAGCACCCUUAAAACAGUCAUAUAGGUGAUCGAUUGUGCUACAUACUUACAUGUAUAAUAAUUAUGUUCUUUGUGUGAAAUUCUCUCAAUAUUAAUUAAUGAUUAUUUUAUUUUAUUUUAAUACCUGUGGUAAAUUCUGGUAUUAUUCGUUUGGGCAUGCGUAGUGAGUCAUCAAUAAAAGAGUUGGACCACAACACAAAAAUGGCGUCGUACAGUGUAGUUUCUUUAUGAGCACUGCACCCUUGAUAAUAAGCCAGUUAGACCCCCACCCCUGCAUUCACUGUGUGUACCUUGAUCUAGAGCGCACACAGGGAAUUCAUCAGACACACGGAGAUUAGAUAUCAAGACUCGGCAAUUGUCAAUUUUAAGCAAAAUGACCGAGGGUAGUGAUGUGGACUUAGAGGACGGGGAGUUGAUGUCUAGCGAUGAAGAAGGAGAUAGCGGUGUAAAGAAGGAAUUGCCUGUGGAGGAGGUUGAAACUACAAAGAGUUCCCCGAAACCCACCACCUCCGAACAGACGCACGAAACGUCACUGGCGACUCAAUCUAGCAUCGAACCAGUCUCAGAUGACGGUGAAAUAUAUUCCGACAACGAGGAAUCGGCGUAUUUCCCACAGCAAGUCAAGAGUCGACCUCCCCCCAAGCGACGAACGCAAGACCUCCCACAGAGAAAGCGAGUGUCGAGAUGGUCUGACGCCUACACAAGCUCUCCGACGAGACCCCAGGGGCAGGAGAAUAACAACCGGUCACAUUCACCCGAAAAAAGUCGUAAAAACACCCACUCUGAUUCUCCGGACCAGGAGACGUGUUUUGAAGAGCAUGAUAACUCAAAUGAUAGAAGGUCAUCUCGUGACAGAAAAAGGCGACGAAGUAGCCCAAUCAGAAGACGUGACAGUCCUAAUAGAUCUGGUGAUCGUCACUCGAGUCCCGAGAGCAGACGAAGCUAUAAUAAUCACGAUCGGAAUCAGGAUCGGAAUAGUCCAGGGCCUCAACGUCAGAAAUGGUCACAUCGAGGUGGUUAUGGCUCAUCAAGUCCUUACCAAUCAAAAGGGCAUUCCCGCUAUGGUCGUGGUCGCGGCGGCGGCGGUAACAAACGUUUUCAAAAUGUGCCUGCAAAGGAAUAUCGCUUUCUCUCACAACAGGUACCACAGCGAUUAAGGGAGGGACUUUCUCUUCUCCCCGACCCUAAAUACGGGCGUAGCACUCGUGUUGACCUCUCAAUGUACCCACCACCUGCAACAUGGUAUCUGAGAGAGCUGAAGGCAUGGGACGCACUCCACAAGGCCAAGAAACUCACAGCAACCAUUCAGCAGCAGACCUCUACUGAUCCGUCUCUACCAGUUCCCACAUUUACUGCAAGCGUUAGUAGCAGUUCGUUCCAGCCCACAUCGAUGAUCUCCCUUCUAGCACCGAUGGCUCCUCUUCCAGUACCAUUAAUGAGCAGUCUGGUGAAUAUCGAUACAGCUGAUUCGAAACCAACCCACCCUCCAAUUGUCUCUUAUGUCAAUACAGAUGCCAGAAAUGAACACACUAACUAUGACGUUGAUACCACACCGCCACCGCUCGAUCCCAGUAUGCCUUUUGCUCAACCAAUGCCAUCAUCUUCAAAUAUACCGUUUGCUCAACCCCUGAUAUCUUCUUUUCAAACCCAACCACCGUUGACUACCAUUGAUAGUCUCUCUGAGCAAACCUCACAACCUGAACAAACUAAUCACGAUUCUGCAAAAGAGUUUAUUGUUCCUGGUUUCAGUAAUGAACUUAAAGAGCCUCAAAUCGAAACUGAAAGUGCGACACUGGAUGUUAGUAAUGUUACGGUCAGUGAUGUGGACAGCUCGUUCCUAGGAAGAACUGUAUCCGUCUCGUCUGAAGUUGCUAUGGAGAUAGACUGGAAAACUGACAGCCAAUGUGGAACUCCUGGUCUACCAACUCCUAGCAGUCCAAUCUUCACUCCCCCCAAACCAAUCACCCCCACACUUCCGUCCACCCCCACACAGCCUCACUCAUCACACACCCCCACAGAAGACGCUCCACACCCUGAGUCGAACACCACAUCACAGGCUCCCGAAAUUCCCCUACAUUCUACUGAUGACGAAACACACCAGAACCCGGCAUCUUCUCAUUCUACCUUUGUUACCUCCUCACCGAGCCUCGUGUCACCUUGUAACUCACAAGAAGAGGCCGAGCCAAUCAUGUACAACCUUCGAUCGAAACCUGCCCCAGAUACAAUGGAUUUGGUGGAGAAACGCAAGUAUCAUCGGAACGUAAUGGAAGUAAUAGACGUUAGUGACGAAGAGAUUGACUAUGAUAGUUACCUUGAUCAGCUUGACGACGAUGAAGUCCCUAUUAGUGCAACAAUAACCAGCUCAUUGGCACUCUCGAGUCUGCUCCAGGACAGUCUCCCGAAACUGGGUGGUGAAGAACUUGACCCGUUUAGCGAGGACUUCCCUGUAAUUAACCGAGCGAGUGCCCCCGAGAUCUCGAGUGGUGGAGGGAGCUUAAUGGCUUUAGUCGGAGCGGAGGCGGUCAAAGAACCGGAAGCUGUCAGGAAACAGCCUGGUCUUAAGAGCAGUAAGAGGAAAGAGAAGGAGUUGACUUGGAAGGCCAGGCAGAGACAACGCCAGCUUGCCGCUAAAGAGGCCCCUCCCCUACAGAAACCACCACGCCCACAAUGCAAAUAUUUUAUGAAUGGAAUAUGCAAGAAUGGAGACAACUGUACGUUCAGUCACGAGGGGCCCAGAACCAAGAAGAAGGAAGUGUGCAAGUUCUAUAAACUGGACACUUGUAACAAAGGGCAAGACUGUAUGUACUAUCAUGGUGAGUUCCCGUGCAUGUUCUACCACCUGAAGCAGUACUGUAGGAACGGGGAAAACUGCAAGUUCUCACACGCCCCCCUCAACGCAGACACUGAGGCACUGCUCGCCACUGUGGUUGACUGUGUAACCCCUACCGCGACCACACCCACACCACACCCCCUCAUGGCCAACGAGAGAAUGUUAAUCAAUGAGGACGGUAUACAAGUCAAUAUGUUUGGGCAGAGUGAAGGAUUCGUUGCAUCAAUGCCUAAGGAAGCUACCACCGAAGAAAUGACUGUUUCCAUCCCUCUCACAAAAGUAAAGAUAAAAACGAAGUUAGGCCGAAUACCCAAGAAAUCCACAGCCCCUGCCACUUCAAUGGCACCUCCAUCUUGGAACUCUAAUACCCCCGCCCCAUUAUUCCCUGGCACCUCGUUAGGUGAUCAUACGAAGGGGGAAGCUCAAAAUCCCCCCAAACGUGUUCUGCUACCUACUCCUCCCCUCCAUGUUAAACUAACACCAGAGGAUUUCAAACGAAUGGAGAAUAUGCCACACGAAUAUUGGGAAGCACCGCAUCUCUCAGAGACACACCCUCAACCACACCCACCUGGCAUACCUGAGCGGAGACCAUCGAUUGAGCCAAGCUAUCGUCCACCACCACCCUUUCCACCUCGACAAAGGCAGCCAUUUUAUCGUCCUCCAGUGCCCCCACCACGCCCAGCACCUCCUGAGCAGAGCUGGAAUCAACCUCCUCCUCAUCAAUGGCCAGGCAAGAUGGAAUCAGGUCCUCCUAAUUCAAACAGACCACUACCUGACGUACACGUAGGACCUGGCGUGUGGAACCAAAACGCACCACCACGGCCAGAUAAAAACGCUAGUGGAGGUUAUCCCAGACCAGCUCCUAGACCGAGUGGAAUGGAUUCUAGACCAAGUGGAAUGGAUCCUAGACCAAGUGGAAUGGAUUCUAGACCGAGUGGAAUGGAUUCUAGACAUACUGGCAACGAUCCAAGACAUUCAACUAUAAAGAAUCCAAGCGACCCUCGCAAUUCACCAUCCCAGCCUUAUCAGGGACCUGGUGCGAAAUGGGGGCAGUCAACUAACAUUGGAAAAAUGCAAUCAUCGCCACCCUAUGCGGGUCAACACGGAAUGUCUCCACCACUGAGCACUGAUAAACGAGGAUGGUCAGACAAAAUGUCUCCGAAUUGGAAGAAACCAGACCGUGUGUCGCCAGCGUGGGGUACUAACCAUGACCCAAGAUAUUCAAGUAACGACCCGAGAUUUUCUGCUCAUAGUGACCCUCGCAAUUCAUCAUCCCAACCUUAUCACGGACCUGGUGCAAAAUGGGGACAGUCAACAAACAUUGGAAAAAUGCAAUCCUCGCCACCCUACGCAGGUCAACACGGAAUGUCUCCGCCAUUGAGCACUGAUAAGCGAGGACAGUUGGACAAAAUGUCUCCGAAUUGGAAACCAGCCUCGUGGGGCACAAGCCCUGAUCACCAGAGCUCCACUGGCAAAGGUGUGGGAGAUGCAACUAAACGUUUAGAUCCUAGGAAAAAGUAUUCUCAUUUGAAAAUCAAAUCGAAAAACUCUCCAAAUGAGAGCAGCACAGAACCGACUUCGGAGCCUAGCUACAAAAUUCCUAAACUUCUGUCAGAUUCAACUGGGUUAGAGAAACCUAUCGACCCUAAGGAACUAUUUGGCAGUGACGGCGGUAUGGAGAGUCAACCCUACGGAGAAAUCACGUUUGGCACUUACAAAUCUCCAUUUACUCAAAACACAAAAAUUAACGAAAACACUCCGUCAGAAACAGCAGCAAGUAUAAAUAAUAAGACUGUUUCCAAUAUGCAAACUACUACAGAUGAGAUGAAAUCCACAGGUCAAGAAGUGGCCGUACCCUCGUACUUUGCACAGAUUGAGUCUGAACUGGGAGGGGGUGGUCUCGAGAUUGAGAGUGCAUUUAGUUCGCUGUUGGAGAAGAGCAAAGAGGAAGAGAGUAAAGGCCAAGAAUCUCAAGCUAGGAAACUGCCUAGUGUGUUUGGAUUUGGACUGUAGAUUCAAUUUGUACAAUCCAAUUUUUAUAAUACUUUAUACAAUAAUAAAUAAGCAGCCUAGUACAUUUUACGUGUACCUUUCAAUCAUCCCAAUAUGAAAAGAAUUAUGAUUGUAUAAUUUA
Molecule: messenger RNA, 5041 nt
Organism: Halichondria panicea
Lineage: Eukaryota; Metazoa; Porifera; Demospongiae; Suberitida; Halichondriidae
Exons: 9
Coding region: 451-4920 (1489 amino acids)
Biological process (GO): negative regulation of DNA-templated transcription
Cellular component (GO): nucleus
Molecular function (GO): RNA binding; metal ion binding
Source: RefSeq, a predicted model, not a curated record